AUGGUGAGGUUGAGGGAGAGAUAUAAAGUGACAAGGAAGGAGGCGAAGAAGGAAGUGACAGAAGCAAAGAAUAUAGCCUAUAAGAGGAUGUACAAACGCCAAGAAACUAAAGAAUGGGAACAUGAUAUGUUCAAGAUUGCUAAAGCAAGGGGGCGUAGAAGACAAGAUAAGAUUGUUAAAGAAAGGGAGCGUAGAAGACAAGAUUUACAAGUAGUGAAGUUUUUAAAGGGAGAGGAUGGACGUGUUUUGGUCAAAGAGCAUGGCAUUAAGAAAAGGUGGCAAACCUACUUUCACAAUCUUUUCAGCGACCAAAUGGCGCAUCAACAAGAAAGCAAAAACCCCACUACUCAAAGGCAAAAAUGGAAUAACUGCUAUUGUAGGGGUAUCACGCAAGGAGAGGUGAGAACAACACUGAGGAAGAUGGGAAGGGUGAAGGCAGUUGGUCCUAACAACAUACCAAUUGAGGUGUGGAUGUGUUUAGGGGAGGAAGGAGUUCAAUGGCUAACCAGUUUGUUUAACCUUAUUUUCAGGCCGGUCAACUACAGAGGACCAGGCCGGUCAACUACAGAGGCGAUACACACCCUAAUAAGAUUGAUGGAAAAACAUAGGGAAAAGAAGCGAGAUCUACAUAUGGUGUUCAUUGACCAUGAAACAUCAUACAAUAGUGUGCCUCGUAGAUUAAUUUGGGAUAGUUUGGAGUGUAGAGAGGUUCCUGGGAAGUAUGUUGACAUAAUUAGGGAUAUGUAUGUUAGAUCUGAAACUAGUGUUAAGGCGCUUGUAGGGGAUACUGAUUUCUUUUCUGUUAAGGUAGGACUCCACCAAGGGUCUGUGCUGAGUCCGUUUCUUUUCAUAGUAGUGUUGGAUGAGUUGUCCAAGUUGAUUCAAGAGACAAUUCCAUGGUGUAUGCUUUUCGCAGAUGAUAUUGUGUUAGUGGUGAAAACUAAACAGAGUCUAAAUGUGAUAUUAGAGGAGUGGCAUACAGCUUUAGAGGGAAAAGGGGAAGGCGACGACACACAAAUUACUAUUGACGCUCAGGGGGUUCCACAGGUUACGAAGUUCAAGUAUUUAGGAUCGUUUGUCCAAAGGGAUGGGGAGAUAGAUUGCGAUGUAGCACAUCGCAUCCAGGCGGGUUGGUGUAGGUGGAGAGCAGCCAUUGGGGUCUUGUGUGACAAAAGGUUGCCUACUAAAUUAAAGAGGAAAUUUUAUAGGGUUGCGAUUAGACCUGCUAGGAUGUAUGCGACAAACUGUUGGCCCAUUAAGAAGGUACAAACACGCAAGAUGGAGGUAGCAAAAAUGAGGAUGUUAAGGUGGAUGUGUGCGCACACAAGGUUAGAACGGAUAGAAAUGAGGACUGUUGGGAAAGGUUAG
Helianthus annuus (common sunflower) is the source of this 1368-nucleotide messenger RNA. RefSeq lists its product as uncharacterized. Lineage: Eukaryota; Viridiplantae; Streptophyta; Magnoliopsida; Asterales; Asteraceae. Bases 1 to 1368 code for a protein of 455 amino acids. The record is from RefSeq and is a predicted model, not a curated record. The transcript has 3 exons.